Molecule: messenger RNA, 684 nt
Organism: Aureobasidium vineae
Lineage: Eukaryota; Fungi; Ascomycota; Dothideomycetes; Dothideales; Saccotheciaceae
Source: the annotation of a GenBank genome assembly
AUGCUUCGUUUCGCUGCUAGAGCACCCCGUCUCAACGCAGAGUCUAUUGCAGGCACGCCAGGCAACGGACUGAGAACCAUGGGUUUCAAUGGACCCGCACAGGUCGUGAACAACUUCGGCAUUGAAGUCAGCAAGGAGUUGAUCACCGUUCCCGGCAGAAUACUACCGACACCUAAGGUCUACUACGGAAGCAAGGAGAUGCAAGCCAAAGAAGGAUCCUGGAAUCUGAUAAAAGUCAAGUUUGCUAAGCCUGGUUCGAUCGGCAAAUGGGCCUGCGCCGUCCUGGAUUACACCGAUGCAAGGGGUAAUCCUGAUCCAAGGGGCAACGCGUUAUUACCUCAAGGCCACCAGAUCCAAGACAUGGAGGUCUCUGACGCCAACGGUAUCCUGACGUCCCUUGAGCGCCACUUGAAUACUUAUGGAGUCCGCAUGGGUACACGUCUGCAGACUCAGGACAUCCCUCUUCCUCGUCCCAAUGAGCAAAGUCGCAAGGCUAUCGAUAAGAAGCUUGACGAGACCUUUUUCAAGGCUGCAUCGCAUGGUAUUGAACUUCUUUUCAUUAUCCUCAAGGAAGCAGACAAGUGGCUUUACAGUCGCAUCAAGUACUACGGUGAUGUCAAGCAUGGCAUACAGGAACUAAAACUUGCAACAACACACUUAUCAAAUGAAAUCGAAAUGUUGUAA